This is a messenger RNA of Kwoniella mangroviensis CBS 8507, 1128 nucleotides long. RefSeq lists its product as uncharacterized. The transcript is spliced from 2 exons. NCBI's taxonomy places the organism in Eukaryota, Fungi, Basidiomycota, Tremellomycetes, Tremellales, Cryptococcaceae. The coding region runs from base 1 to 1128 and encodes 375 amino acids. The record is from RefSeq and is a predicted model, not a curated record.
AUGUCCUGCCAAACAUGCUCAUCCGAACUACCCCCCAAUCUCUUCAAACAAUCUUUCAUCACUCCCUGUUGUUCCACCCCGAUAUGUCCAAGUUGCAUCAACAGGAAUCCGAGGUUGAAAGAAUACAUACCAUGUCUGAGAUGUGGUGAUCCUCGUACUUCCGAAUUGAAAGGUGGGGCUAGUAUAUCCAGACCCGGUGGAUCAAGUGGGAGUAGGAAUGAUCAUGGUUUAGCAAGAGAUAUCGUAGAGAAUAAUGGGGAUGAGGUUGUAUUUGAAAUUGGUGAUUGCGAUGAUGAUGAUGAGGAGGAGGACGACGACGCAGAUGCACCACCAGGAUAUGAAGACAUCAAUUCUCAGCAAUACAAUGACCCCAAUCGAAACCGACAGAACAUUCGAGACAGUACAAUCAACGAAGACUCGUCAGAAAGUGCAUUAGAUGCAUUGAAAGAGCCUACCGACACGUUACCGCCAGAUAAUUCCAUUUCCACUCCUGCGGUCAUCCCAGCGGCAGACGAAGGUAAAUACGAGACAGUCGAAGUAACUCAUGAAAUCCAGAGAUCCGAUACACUUCUAUCUAUCUCAAGGCGGUACGCAACUGAUCCUCACGAUCUCCUAUCAUUGAACAAUUUGCCAUACACCGCGUUAUCAACUCAUCCUCGUAUCCUCCAUACUCGCAAAACACUAAUCAUCUCUCGUCGACAAAUACCUUCAUCCAAAAUACCUUCUCAACCAGCUACCUCCAGCUCACCUUUCCAGGAAGAAAAUGAAGAAAGGGAGAAAUCCAAACAAUUCAAGAGAUUUCAACUAUUAACGAAAAACACAGAUUUGGGAAUCGCCAAUACCUAUUUAAACCUUUCGGAAUUAGAAGAAUCACUCGGAGAUGAUCCACUGGAAAGUGGAAGUGGGGAAACCAUCAAUGGUCAUAAGAAAAAGCAAUUCGCGAAUAAAGAGAAUAGGGAACAGAGAGCUUUGGAGAGUUUCUUUGAGGACGAUGAGUGGGAGAAAGAGCAUGGUGGUAGUUUAUCGAAAUUGAGGAUAAAUGUCAAACAAAGUACUGGGCAAGGGAAAGGGAAAGGAGGAGGAUCUAGUUGGAAUAUCUCAUCAGCGGGAGGCAUGAAAGUGCAAUGA